UAUUGGGCAGCUGAAACCACGUGACGUGUUUAGUUCCGGAUUUACUCACAUGGGUUCCAGUUUCUGACUCAUGGAGCGUUUGUUAGCUUCAGGUAUUGGGCAACUGGCUGUUGGGACUGUCGGGCUGCUGAUUUUGCUGAAAGUGAUACAGAGAUUGAGAGACAAGCAGAAUGUGCAGAAUAAAGUGGUGGUGAUCACUGGAGCCAGCUCAGGCCUGGGCAAAGAGUGUGCACGGGUGUUUCAUGCUGCAGGGGCCCGACUGAUCCUGUGCGGACGGGACCAAAAGAGACUGCAGGAGGUGGUCGAGGAGCUGAGAGCUAAACCCAAUGGAAAGAUACAGACUUAUCCUCCAUGCACUGUCACCUUUGACCUCUCCAACACAGCGUUGGUUGCCAGUGCCGCCGAGGAGAUUUUGAAGUGCCACGGUCAUGUGGAUGUCCUCAUCAACAAUGCAGGCAUUAGUUACCGUGGCAACAUCCUGGACACCCACAUCUCUGUUCAGCGAGAUGUCAUGGAGACCAACUACUUUGGUCCUGUUGCUCUUACCCAAGCCAUUCUGCCCUCUAUGGUAGACAGACGUAGUGGACAUAUUGUGGUCAUCAGCAGUGUGCAGGGAAAGAUCGCCAUACCAUACAGAUCUGCAUAUGCAGCAUCUAAACAUGCAACUCAGGCUUACUUUGACUGUUUGAGAGCUGAGGUUGACAGGUUUGGCCUGCAGGUGUCGGUCAUCAGCCCUGGUUACAUCAGAACUAACCUGUCCAUCAAUGCAGUCACAGGGGAUGGCUCUAAAUACGGAGUAAUGGACAAAACCACAGCAAAGGGGUGGGAUUCUGGGGAUGUGGCGCGUGCCAUUUUGAAGGCUGUCCAUCAUAAACAGAAAGACACUGUGCUGGCUGGUCCACUGCCCACUGUAGCCAUCUAUCUACGUACUCUCUGGCCUGCUCUCUUCUUCAGACUGAUGGCUUCACAGGCCGUAAGGGAACAAAGAGUGAAAGAAGAAUAAGAGAAACAGUAUUGAAGAAAAAAGGGAUAUUUUCUUUUUUGAUGUCUUGACAUUUUAAGUCAAAUUUAUUUGUCAAAAUGCUUGUGGAAUGUAUUUGACUAAAUAUUUAUUCACAGUUACAUUUCAUUAAAUCAUCCCUGACCUGUGAAAAAUUCAACAGUAUGUAAUAAGGAACAAGUGGAAAAAUCAGCUGGACGGUUUUUAUUUCCUUAGAUGUAAUAAAGUUCUUGUAUGGGAAAUAUAUAUAUAAUUGCUCUGAUUAUUGAUGUAUUACAUAUAUAUUGUUCUGGAUUAAACCAUUUGCUAAUUUAUUGAUAUCUUAUUAACCCUAACUUUAUCAUUAACCAAAUUUCCCACUCCAUGCAUCCUGCUGCACUUCACAAAAGUUGUAGUUCUCAUAUGUUGGUUGUAAUAAUCACUGACCAUUAUCAUCACACACUGGUGCCCAUACAGGAAGUUAAAAUAUUCAUUCAACAUUAACAUCUCAAGUUCUGUCGUCUGCCUCAGCUGGUUGCCCCAACCAGGGACUACUUAAAAUGAAUUUCCAUGGCAAUAAAAACAGACAGAGCAUUACUGCAAAAACCGUAUUAUAAUAUGGUUAUGACAGAUGCUUACGACAAAUUUUUUGAUGGAGAUGUACCACACACAUGCAGCUCCCAAUAAAAAUCUUGAAGAGG
Myxocyprinus asiaticus (Chinese sucker) is the source of this 1680-nucleotide messenger RNA. It is a transcript of the gene dhrs7b, whose product is annotated as dehydrogenase/reductase (SDR family) member 7B. Gene Ontology annotation, molecular function: oxidoreductase activity. The transcript has 7 exons. The record is from RefSeq and is a predicted model, not a curated record. Bases 71 to 1003 code for a protein of 310 amino acids. Gene Ontology annotation, cellular component: membrane. NCBI's taxonomy places the organism in Eukaryota, Metazoa, Chordata, Actinopteri, Cypriniformes, Catostomidae.